GAAUUUGUGGACUGUGAUCUAGUUGUAGCGGACGCCGAUGGGCCUGAGGCUCUGCUACGUGUUAGACUAAGGAUCUUAGCUGUUUCUUGUAGGCAUCUUUUGCCAUGACGGCUCAGGGGAGCCUGGUGGCCAACCGAGGCCGACGCUUCAAGUGGGCCAUUGAGCUGAGCGCGCCUGGAGGAGGCAGCAGGGGCCGAAGUGACCGGGGCGGUGGCCAGGGGGACUCGCUGUAUCCAGUCGGUUACUUGGAUAAGCAAGUGCCUGAUACCAGCGUGCAAGAGACAGACCGGAUCCUGGUGGAGAAGCGCUGCUGGGACAUUGCCUUGGGUCCCCUCAAACAGAUUCCCAUGAACCUCUUCAUCAUGUACAUGGCAGGCAAUACUAUCUCCAUCUUUCCUACUAUGAUGGUGUGUAUGAUGGCUUGGCGACCCAUCCAGGCACUUAUGGCCAUUUCAGCCACUUUCAAGAUGCUAGAAAGUUCAAGCCAGAAGUUCCUUCAGGGUUUGGUGUAUCUCAUUGGGAACCUCAUGGGUUUGGCAUUGGCUGUUUAUAAGUGCCAGUCUAUGGGACUGUUGCCUACACAUGCAUCAGACUGGUUAGCCUUCAUUGAACCCCCUGAGAGGAUGGAGUUCAGUGGUGGAGGAUUGCUUUUGUGAGCCUGAGAACGAAGCAGCUGUUACCUAUGUAUUUGGAUCUCAUAUACAACCCUCUUUAUACCCAGUGGCUACACGGAGUGGCUCCUCCUCACUAUAUCAAAACCUAACGUUAUCAUUCAUGCUGAAAAGAACCAAAAGUACUCUUUUCUCCAUGGUGAGGAGACACCUUAGAAAGAAUGUACUAUCAUUACAAACACAAAGAAACUACCACAACCCUUGACUGAAAAUAAUGUAGAAAACUUUAUUUAUGUUUCCAGUAUAGAGCAAAACAACAAAUAAAACCAUAACUCUAUGUAAACAAAAGAAUGGUUGCUGCUAAAUCAAAAACCACCGCAGCAUCUCCUUUCAAUAAAUUAAAUGGUCAAGAACAGUGCUUUAAAAAAAA
Molecule: messenger RNA, 1041 nt
Organism: Pteronotus mesoamericanus
Lineage: Eukaryota; Metazoa; Chordata; Mammalia; Chiroptera; Mormoopidae
Gene: EMC4
Product: ER membrane protein complex subunit 4
Exons: 5
Coding region: 105-656 (183 amino acids)
Biological process (GO): protein folding in endoplasmic reticulum
Cellular component (GO): EMC complex
Source: RefSeq, a predicted model, not a curated record